Molecule: messenger RNA, 1012 nt
Organism: Trichogramma pretiosum
Lineage: Eukaryota; Metazoa; Arthropoda; Insecta; Hymenoptera; Trichogrammatidae
Product: zinc finger protein 710-like
Exons: 4
Coding region: 68-1012 (314 amino acids)
Cellular component (GO): nucleus
Source: RefSeq, a predicted model, not a curated record
AGGUAUUUAUAAUCUCAAAUAAUUUCUCGGCGCAAAUCGUGAAAAUCCACAGGUACUAUAGCGAGCUAUGGAAAACGAAGAGAGCUUGGUCAGGAUGAAGGAAGAGCCCGAUGAUAAUUUACCAGAUGCAGGAGAAGAUUAUAAUUUCGAUUCCGUGGGCUCUGUUCAAGUCGAACAUUAUGAAUCGUUCGCGUGUUACAAGACACCAGAAAUUCACGCCAACGAGGUUAUGGCGUUACAGAAACAGUUGGACGGAGAAAUAUUCGUUGACUGUGAGUGUGAAUACGUUAAACCUGAACUGAAACCUGAACUGUUGCCUUUAUCGACCAUUAUAUGUAAAACUGAGUAUGAGUAUCGGAAUAAUCCACCUAUUGUGAAAGUAGAAAACCAAAAUCAGAAUCGUUGCUCGAAAGAUCCAAUCAUUUUAAUAAAGAAAGGAUUCGAUUAUGAUAAUAAUGCUCAAUUUCAAGUGAAUUCUCAAUUGGGACUUGACGCACAUGCGAAGAUUAAAAUAUUCAGAAAAACUACCGGAACCAAGCUAUCUAAAGAGUAUGCCAUUUUUCGGAAAACGUGUGAAACUGGAGCGGGUUUAAAUACACAUAUCAAUACGACACGUAAGGUCAAGAAGCCAUAUGAAUGUAAAAUUUGUCACAAAUCAUUUGGAUUAAAAAGUGACCUCAAGCGUCACAUAAGUGCAGUACAUGAUCGGAGCAAACCUUUCGAGUGUGAUGUUUGCCACAAAUCAUUUGGACGAAAAGGUAAUCUAAAAAGUCAUAUAAAUGGAGUACAUGAUGGUAGCAAACCCUUUGAAUGUGACAUUUGUCAUAAAUCAUUUGGAAACGAAAGUCAUCUUAAUGCUCACAUAAAUACAGUUCAUGCUCGUAUCAAAUCCUUUGAAUGUGAGCACAUGAUCGUAGCAAACUCUUCAAGUGCGACAUUUGACAAAUCAUUUAGUUACAAGGAAGACCUCAAGAAUCACUUAGUAAAUAAAUGUCACCAUCAGCGUGAUUAA